Rhizopus microsporus ATCC 52813 is the source of this 516-nucleotide messenger RNA. RefSeq names its product putative ATP7-F1F0-ATPase complex, FO D subunit. Lineage: Eukaryota; Fungi; Mucoromycota; Mucoromycetes; Mucorales; Rhizopodaceae. The record is from RefSeq and is a predicted model, not a curated record. The transcript is spliced from 3 exons. Gene Ontology annotation, biological process: proton motive force-driven ATP synthesis. Gene Ontology annotation, molecular function: proton transmembrane transporter activity. The coding region runs from base 1 to 516 and encodes 171 amino acids.
AUGGCUUCAUCCGUUCGUGCCGCUGCUAUUAACUGGUCCAAGUUGAACGUCACUCUUCCUCAAGAGACCGUUGCUUCUCUUCAAGCUUUCCGUAAGCGUAAUGACGAAGUCAAGCGUGUCCUUGCCGAAUUGAAAGAACAAACCACCACUGUUGACUUUGCUCACUACCGCAAGGUCCUCAAGAACCAAAACAUUAUCGACCAAGCUGAAAAGGCUGUCACCAACUUCAAGCCCGUUUCUUAUAAUUUGGAUGCUCAAUUGAAUGUCAUCAAUCAAUUUGAAUCCAAGGCUGUUGCCAAGGCUGAAAAGACUGUCAAGCAAAUUGAGCAAGAACUUAAGGAACUUCAAGCUACUCUUAGCAACAUUCAAGAAUCUCGUCCUAUUGAACAGCUCAAGGUUGAUGAUGUUAUUGCUGCCAACCCCAAGAUCAUCAAAGAAGUUGAAGAAAGCAUCAAGAAGGGUGAUUGGAGCGUUCCCGGUUACAAAGAGAAGUUUGGAGAUAUCUCUUACUUCUAA